Anthostomella pinea is the source of this 348-nucleotide messenger RNA. Lineage: Eukaryota; Fungi; Ascomycota; Sordariomycetes; Xylariales; Xylariaceae. The record is from the annotation of a GenBank genome assembly.
AUGGCAUCAACACCACCACAACAACCUCAACCACAAGAACAGCCAUCAAAACCCAUCCUCCCGCUCCCAGAGCCAGAAACUUUCACCCCCUCGUCCACCCCCACAUCAACAUCCACAUCCACAUCCACAACAACAAACCUAUCCCUCAACGGCGACGGCGUCAAGCUCGACCACAUGGGCCCCAUGGUCGUCAACGCGGACGGCACCCUGAGCCGCAUCGCCAACUGGGGCGAGAUGGCCGCCGUCGAGCGGGAGAACACGCUGCGGAUCCUGGGGCGGCGGAACAAGACGCGGUUGGAGGCGUUGCGGAAGGCGUCGGCGACGGAUGAUCAGGGGAAGGCGGAAUAG